GCGGCUGCUGGUACUGUUUCCUGAACGCUGCGGAUCCGGCGUUGCCGGCUCGGGCGGCUCACGAUGCGUAGUGGGCAGGGCGCGGAGCGGGCACCGGUGCUUCAGUUCACCAACUGUCGUAUCCUGCGAGAUGGCAUGCUGCUCAGGGAGGACUUAUGGGUACGUGGGGGUCGUGUUCUGGACCCUGAAAAGCUGUUCUUUGAGGAGCGGCGCAUGGCCGAUGAGCAGCGGGACUGCAGAGGCUGCAUCCUGGCUCCAGGCUUCAUCGAUGUGCAGAUGAACGGUGGAUUUGGUGUUGACUUCUCCAGGACCAUGGAGGAUAUGGGUUCGGGUGUUGCCCUGGUGGCCCAGAGGAUCCUGUCCCACGGUGUCACCUCCUUCUGCCCCACCCUGAUCACUUCCCCACCAGAGGUUUACCAUAAGGUCCUUCCUCAGAUCCCUGUGAAGAGUGGUGGUCCCCAUGGGGCAGGGGUCCUCGGGGUACACUUGGAGGGCCCAUUCAUCAGCCUUGAAAAACGAGGUGCGCACCCGGAAGCCCACAUCCGCUCUUUUGAGGUCAAUGCCUUCCAUGAUUUGCUGGCCACCUAUGGGUCCCUAGACAACGUCCGCAUUGUGACACUAGCUCCUGAGCUGGGCCGCAGCCACGAAGUGAUCCAGGCACUGACAGCUCAGGACAUCUGUGUGUCCCUAGGGCACUCAGUAGCCCACCUUCAGGCUGCAGAGGAAGCAGUACAGAGUGGGGCCACCUUCAUUACCCACCUCUUCAAUGCUAUGCUACCUUUCCACCACCGUGACCCAGGCAUCGUGGGGCUCCUGACCAGUGAUCAGCUCCCCCCGGGAAAGUGCAUCUUCUAUGGGAUGAUCGCUGAUGGCAUACACACCAACCCUGCUGCCCUGCGGAUUGCCCACCGGGCCCAUCCCCAGGGGCUGGUACUUAUCACGGAUGCUAUCCCUGCCCUGGGCCUGGGCAAUGGCCGUCACACCCUGGGACAGAUGGACGUGGAAGUAGAUGGGCUGAUGGCCUGCAUUGCAGGCACCAAGACACUGUGUGGCAGCAUAGCCCCUAUGGACGUCUGUGUCCGACAUUUCCUCCAGGCCACAGGUUGCAGUGUGGAGGCAGCCCUGGAGGCUGCGUCCCUGCACCCUGCCCAGCUGCUCGGGCUGGAGAAGAGGAAGGGGACCCUGGACUUUGGUGCUGAUGCAGACUUUGUGGUGCUCGACGAUGGUCUCCAUGUCCAGGCCACCUACAUCUCGGGUGAACUGGUGUGGCAGGCAGAGGAAGCCAGGCCCUGAACUCAGACCUCAGCUGGAGAGGACGCCUGGCCAGCCCCAGCUGGACACUGAUCGGGAGGGCAUCUGCGGGAGCUGGUCUCCAGGGGCAACUUGGGCACCCCAUCCCAGAUCGGUGUUCAUAGCCCAGAGUAGCAGCCACCCUGGAGGUGUAGACUUGCAUAAAUGAGCUGCAGGA
Messenger RNA from Octodon degus (degu), 1468 nucleotides. RefSeq names its product amidohydrolase domain containing 2 (gene Amdhd2). Gene Ontology annotation, biological process: N-acetylglucosamine catabolic process. Gene Ontology annotation, molecular function: N-acetylglucosamine-6-phosphate deacetylase activity. The transcript is spliced from 11 exons. The record is from RefSeq and is a predicted model, not a curated record. The coding region runs from base 64 to 1293 and encodes 409 amino acids. Lineage: Eukaryota; Metazoa; Chordata; Mammalia; Rodentia; Octodontidae.